This is a messenger RNA of Eruca vesicaria subsp. sativa (arugula), 1785 nucleotides long. The record is from the annotation of a GenBank genome assembly. NCBI's taxonomy places the organism in Eukaryota, Viridiplantae, Streptophyta, Magnoliopsida, Brassicales, Brassicaceae.
AAAAAAAAAAGAGUCACUGAAACCCUACUUUUUUCAAUUUCCUUUCUUUCCCAGGGUCUGAGUCUGAGAGAAAACAGAGAAGAGGCGAGGCGAAACAGAGAUAGAGAGGAGACAAAGCUUGGGUUGUGUCUUGCUUCGUCUAGGAUAACCAGAGCUUCCGUUGGGUCGUGUCUUGCUUUGUCUCCGCCGUUUUCGCCUCUGCUUCGUAGAUCCGCUGUGUUCGAGCUCUGUCGCCGCUUGUACCGGAGUUUGAGUCGAGCGAGAAGAGAAGGCAGAAGAUGGAGUUGGUUCAGAGACAAGGGAAGAUACAACCUGACUCUCGAGCUUCCAGUCUAAGGAGAGGGAGGAGAUGGAGACGGAGAGAAGAAGAAGAAGAGCCGGAGAUUCAAAACGAGAGAAGACAGAAGCAAGUUGUUUGGAUGGACAAGGUAGGCGAGGAACUCAGUAUAGGAGUUUGUGAUGUUUCUGAAGUUAAAGAAGUGAAACAUAAAGUAGAAGAAGAAGACAAACAUGGAGAUGAUUACUCUACCUUGUACAUUCUUGCUUACUUCUUCACCAGAAAAUCUUUUAUGACCGCAAGGGACUUUCCAAAUGCUGCUGCAAAUCAACCACUUCAGGCUCCUAAAGAGUUCAGGAAAGCUUUAAAAAUCACAUCUUUACGGCCUUACAAAUUUUAUAUUCAUUUGAGCAGUUUGGUGAGUUUCUUUCUGCGUAAAAACUUGAGGAAAAGACGUAUAACAAGUUGUAAGAUAUAAUUCUCCAUUCAUAGUAAUCUUUCUCUGUAAAACUUUGACUGAAUGGCUUUGUAGGACGAGCAACGGGUUAUAGAAGUGAUAAUAAGGAUGAUGUAGAAAUAAAAUACAGGAUGAUGAAGAGAAAAUGUAGAAACGGUUGGAAUCUUGAUCAGGUUUAUGUUUCUUCACUCUUACAAUAUUGAUCAUCUAUUUUGGUUUUAUGUUAAAAAGGAUCAUACCUUAUGAACAUUAGCAAUCUGUUUUUCUCGCCACUGCUAAUACAUCAGUUAACAGUUUCGUUUUCAAUUCUGAUCGUUGUGGCUUAGUCUGAAAUGUUUUUUUGGUCUAUCCUGACAUGAGUCUAGAAGAAUUUAAGUCUAGGGUUGUUACUGCGUUGGAUGUUGUUGGCAUGUGUGAUUAUAUGCAGGUUGGAUUUAUGUUAAUUGAUUGACACAAUGAUUUGUUUUUCCUUAUUACAGUGUUUAUAAAAAUUAAGAGUUUGGUUAUUAUUGUUUACAGUGGUGGUCAGAAACAAAGAUGAUACUCCAUUCUCAUGUAUAAAAAUUAGAGUCUGGUUAUCCUUCCCUCUCUGCCUUACAUAACGGGAGCCCAAUUCCAACUAUCUUGCAGCGUUCUGAUAUUAUAUUCUUUUGUAAAACAUAACUGUUAAUGAUACUCCGUUAUCCUGUUUUUGUUCAUCUUUUAGUAAUCAUGUUGCUCUUUUGUUCUUGCUGAUUCCAGUUGCAGGUAGAUCCACUGGAAUUCCUUUCCUUGACCAUAUAUUAGAUGUUCUUGGAAUACUAUCUUGGGAUAUUAUUGUGAUGGGAUAUUAUUGAGGUGCAUCCCUUACGGUUUCUCUGAGAGAUACAGGCUAAGGUCAAGAAACAAAAAUGGGAGUUCAAGGUUUUGAUUUAGUUUCCAUGUUUUCUAGUCCUUUUCAUAUUUACUUCUCAUUUUGUAAUGAUGUUUGUGUAAGAUUUGAUGAAAAUGUAGAGAUAUUUGUGGUACUAAGUACAUUUUGGUUUAUUAAUGAAAUGUAAAUUGAAUAUUA